This is a messenger RNA of Diutina rugosa, 315 nucleotides long. RefSeq lists its product as uncharacterized. Lineage: Eukaryota; Fungi; Ascomycota; Pichiomycetes; Serinales; Debaryomycetaceae. The record is from RefSeq and is a predicted model, not a curated record. The transcript has a single exon. The coding region runs from base 1 to 315 and encodes 104 amino acids.
AUGAACAUGAACGUCACCAUCCACACCGAUGUGCUCUGGAUCGUUUCCAAGCCGAUGUUUUGUGGCUGGACCACCUGCCACCAAACCCAAGAGUUCGACGGAUUCGACACCUUCAGAAAGCACUUGUACUCUCACUUUCACUUUGACGAAAGAAUGCAGCACGACGAAGAAGUGGCAGUGAUGGAUGUGUCCCUGGGCGAAUGCCUUUGUGGGUUUAAGGCGACGGGUACCGAGUGGGUGGACCACAUCCUUAGCGGUGACUGCAAUUACUACCACCCUCAUGUUGACGACGAAGAGGCAACCGACACGGCCUAA